Molecule: messenger RNA, 1535 nt
Organism: Vitis vinifera (wine grape)
Lineage: Eukaryota; Viridiplantae; Streptophyta; Magnoliopsida; Vitales; Vitaceae
Product: peptidyl-tRNA hydrolase, mitochondrial
Exons: 10
Coding region: 762-1415 (217 amino acids)
Molecular function (GO): peptidyl-tRNA hydrolase activity
Source: RefSeq, a predicted model, not a curated record
AUGCUAGUUAUGCCACCACUAUUCUGUUCAUAUUAUUAUUCUUCGAGAAAAUGUGUAAGAUGUUUUUGAUCGUUACACAGCACGUGUUCGGAUUGUGCUUAGAUCCAUUAUUUUGGGCUUGGGCCUUUAUCUCUUUUAUUAUUUUCAUUAUUUUGAUUGCUUUAAGCUGACUAUCACUGCAACUUGGGCUUCAUUUCUUUGGGCUUGCUUUGGACAAUGAUGCCUUUGGGCUUUUGUUUGGAGCUUGAAUGAUCCAAGGAUUAAAUCUGGAUGAAGGCCAAUAAAGGAGCCGUCCUUAGGGUUCUAGUGGGGACGCCGGGACGGCUCUCACUCACUCCUCUCUAAUUUUCCCUUGCUCCUUUUUUUAGGAUCACUGUAUAUAUAUUUUCUUUUCUUUUCUCCGAGGCACUGUAAGUAAUUUAUAAUUUUGAAGGGAAGGAGGAGUGUUUGUUGGGAAGCUGUUUCUUUGAGAGAGAAACUGAAGCAUUGAAGCAUUGGAGAGCUAAAACUCGAGAACCGGAUUUACAGAUAUUAGACUCCCCUUCUGGUCAUUUGGCUUUUAGCUUAUUCCUCAAGAAUCAAUCUCAGCUUCACAACUUAGGUGUUGGUAACAUCAAAUGGUUCAACAAACAGUCCAUCAAGCCUUGAAAUUGAAAUCGCUCUCAGAAGUCUAAAAGUUUCAUAAAGAAAAACGGUGAAUGGAAGCAUUUUGCUGAGAUAUGGUGUUGCAGACUAGUGGAAGGAAUUAAAGGAGACUGGAAAUGCUGAACAGGUUUUCUAGACGGUUGUUCUGCACUGCCUCUCCUCGACCGUGGCUUUUCGUGGGCUUGGGCAACCCUGGGGAUAAAUACAAAGGAACAAGACACAAUGUGGGGUUUGAGAUGAUCAAUGCCUUUGCUGAAUCACAAGGGAUUCCAAUGGACACAGUUCAUUGCAAAGCAAUCUUUGGACAAGGUUUUGUUGAUGCUGUUCCUGUUUUCCUCGCAAAGCCUCAGACUUACAUGAAUUUGAGUGGUGAAUCAGCUGGCCCACUUGCAGCUUAUUAUAAGCUACCUCUUAAUCGUGUGGUUGUGUUUCAUGAUGACAUGAGCUUGCCAUGUGGGGUGCUCCGUCUUCACCACAAAGGAGGCCAUGGAAACCACAAUGGGUUGAAGAGCGUGAUUUAUCAUUUUCGAGGGAACAGAGAAUUUCCUCGGCUAAGAAUUGGUAUUGGAAAGCCUCCUGGUCAAAUGGAUCCCAAAGCAUUCUUGCUCCAGAAGUUCAGUGCAACAGCUCGAGAACGAAUUGAUGCUGCUUUACAAGAAGGGGUUGGUGUACUGAAGCUCCUUUCAUCAAAGGGAUUGACAGAGAGUGCAAGAUGCUUCAACACAGAGCAAAAGUACAAGCAUAUAAGAGUGCAGAACAUGCAGACAUAACAUCUUCAAGCUUUCUUUUCUGUAAAUUUAUCCACAAAGCAUGUGAUUUUUUUUUCUUUUUUCGUAAAUGAGUGUUUGGAUUCUUUAUAUUUCAUGUCAAGAAUGAAAAUAUUCAUGAUA